AUGGCAGACACUCAGCCCGAGACUGGUCUUCCUCCCAACUGGGAGGUUCGCCACAGCAACUCAAAGAACCUGCCUUACUACUUCAACUCAAACGACCGCAACUCCCGCUGGGAGCCACCACCAGGAACAGACACCGAGAAGCUCAAGGUCUACAUGGCCAAGUUCCACAGCCCCAAUGCUGGGGCCGGCGCCGCCAACAGUGGAGGAGGCGCUGAUUCUGGCAAGAUCAGGGCUGCCCACCUUCUCGUAAAACACAACCAAAGCCGGAGGCCAAUGAGCUGGAAAGAGUCAAACAUCACCCGCAGCAAAGAAGACGCACAAAAGAUCAUCGAGGUCCACCAGGAGCGCAUCAAGAGCGGCGAGGUCUCUCUCGGCGACCUGGCUGUUACUGAGUCUGAUUGCAGCAGCGCACGUAAGAGGGGCGAUCUGGGGUACUUCGGCCGCGGUGAUAUGCAGAAGGAAUUCGAGGACGCCGCCUUCGCGCUCCAGCCAGGCGAGAUUUCUGGUGUGGUGGAUACGGCGAGUGGCCUGCACCUGAUCGAGCGCCUGGAGUAG
Diaporthe amygdali is the source of this 555-nucleotide messenger RNA. RefSeq names its product peptidyl-prolyl cis-trans isomerase ssp-1. The record is from RefSeq and is a predicted model, not a curated record. The transcript is spliced from 3 exons. Lineage: Eukaryota; Fungi; Ascomycota; Sordariomycetes; Diaporthales; Diaporthaceae. Gene Ontology annotation, molecular function: protein binding; peptidyl-prolyl cis-trans isomerase activity. Bases 1 to 555 code for a protein of 184 amino acids. Gene Ontology annotation, cellular component: nucleus; cytosol.